Messenger RNA from Musa acuminata subsp. malaccensis (wild Malaysian banana), 1168 nucleotides. Its product is annotated as short-chain dehydrogenase TIC 32 B, chloroplastic-like. The record is from RefSeq and is a predicted model, not a curated record. NCBI's taxonomy places the organism in Eukaryota, Viridiplantae, Streptophyta, Magnoliopsida, Zingiberales, Musaceae.
ACCACCUUUCUCUCUGUCUCAUCACCUUCUUGCGGCGUCGCUGCCACCCUCCUUCGGCGGAGCAGGAAGAAUGGGAUUCUUCAGGCUGGUGACGGGGCUGCCGGGUCCGAGCGGGUUCGGAUCCGCUUCCACGGCCGAGCAGGUCACCGCUGGCAUUGACGCCUCCAACCUCACCGUCAUCAUCACCGGAGGUGCAAGCGGGAUCGGCACAGAGACCGCGAGAGUUUUUGCGCUUCGAGGAGCACAUGUCAUCAUUGCUGCAAGGAACUUGAAGGCUGCCGAUGGCGCAAAGCAACUCAUCCAGCGAACUGCUCCAGCAUCCCGAGUCGACAUCUUAGAGCUCGAUCUGAGCUCGUUGAAGUCCGUGCGAGCCUUCGCAGAUAAAUUCCUUUCCAUGGAUUUACCUCUCGACAUCUUGAUAAACAAUGCCGGUGUGAUGUUCUGUCCCUAUCAACUCUCCCGGGAUGGAAUCGAGAUGCAGUUUGCUACGAAUCAUCUGGGUCACUUUCUGUUGACGAAUCUUCUACUCGAGAAGAUGAAAAGCACAGCGAAGAAGACAGGAAUGGAGGGUCGCAUCAUAAAUCUAUCAUCGAUAGCUCACAAGCAUACAUACAAGGGAGGAAUAUGGUUCGAUAAACUUAAUGACAAGGAUGUAUACUCGGAUAAAAAAGCAUAUGGACAGUCCAAACUGGCCAAUAUAUUGCAUGCAAAUGAGCUAUCUCGGCGCUUACAGGAAGAUGGUGCAAAAGUUACAGUAAAUUCUGUUCAUCCAGGUCUGAUCAUGACAAAUUUGAUGAGGCAUUCUUUCCUUUUAAUGCGGGUGCUAAAAGUAUUCAGUUAUGUCUUCUGGAAGAAUGUACCACAGGGAGCAGCUACUACAUGCUACGUCGCACUGCAUCCGAGCCUCAAGGGUGUGACCGGGAAGUACUUUUUCGACUGCAACGAGGAGAUGCCGAGUUCCUGGGCCAGAGACAAGAAGUUGGCGAAGAAGCUCUGGGACUUCAGCGAAAAGCUGGUUAAAUCAAGCCUAAGAGAUCUCCCAUAAAAUUGUUGAUAUUUCCCUACUAGCAACCUAUGACUGUAAGGUUUCAAUCUACCUUUCUUUCUUUCCUCCGAUUGCAUGCUGCAAAAUUGUUGAAGGUGUAACUAUAGUAAUCGGUUGUCUUCA